CCCCACCCCCUUUCAUAGCAGCUGCAACACACGUAGAGAGACACACAGUUCUGCUCUUUAUUCUCCAGUAACGAUGCUGCGGAAAGUCCGAGAUCAAGUCAAGAAACAUCCAGGACUCAUCCCACAGUUUUUCUUCAUCUGUCUGGGCAUGGGUGGAGCGUUUCUUUAUUUGUUUCGUCUUGCCAGAGGACCUCAUGUCACCUGGAACAAGAGAAGCAACCCUGAGCCCUGGAAUAAGCUCAGUCCAAGCUACCAGUACAAGUUUGUGGCCAUUAACACAGACUACAAAAACCUGAAGAAGGAUGGACCAGAAUUCUGAACAUGUCACAGAUGUUGCCUCAACUAUUUUCAAGAAGAUGCUUAGAUGUCCUUGUGCCUCACUAGUCUAAAUACACAAUAAUAAUAAAAAAAAAAUAAUAAUAAUAAUAGAGAAAACUAAACUUGUAGGAUGUAGGAUCUUUUCUAUAUUUUUUAUUAAAGAAAAUUUUCAUGAACCUUUAUAUUUUCUUUAAAGACACUGAUAGACAUAUUUAUUAGCACGCGAUAAAGAGCAGAACAAAGUUAUACAUUUAUGUGCAUUAGACAUUAAGCGUUAUAGAAAUCCCCAAAAUUGCAGAGAUAACAUGACCUCUCUUUAGUGAGCAUGAGAAAGGGUGAAAGGAAGAUGAGAAAAUGUUUGUCUUUUUGUAAACAAAACCUUAACAGCAGAGACUCAUGGGAAAGAGACUGAGCUCCCUCAGGCCUGCCCUUGAAGUCUGUGAUUAUUUGGAAAAGCAGCCAUCUGUUCAGAACAGUGCAUAUUGACAUGUUUAUCUUUGCCUCGCUCUCUAUAUUUGUUUCUGCACUAAUGACUUCAUUUUUAUAUCAUUGUCAUCCAUCUGCCCAUCGUUCAAUUUCAUUUCAAGGUCUUCUGUACAAAUUUUCUUCGGCUAGCAAGCCAUAUAAACAAACUCAGGAAAUAGGCAAAUAUUUUACUCAGUGUGUUUACUCUUCAGACCCCCAGAGAUUUUUAAAUAAUACAUAAAAAUGGGGGGAAAUGUUAGCAUUUUAUCAUUAGCCGAUAAAUACAACUGUGAAGAUAAAACAUUUUGAAUACUGAGAAUGGACACAGAACUUUAUUUUACCCAGUCAAAUUCAGUUACUUUUUUGAAUUAUGCUAGAACUCUUGAAGGUUUUUAAUGAUAUAACUUUACACAGUAUGAAGUACAAAGAUUUUUAUAUUUUCAAGAAGGUUUGACUGAUUAUUUUUGAAAACUCCCCACCACCACUUUGGGUUUAUGUCCAUUGCAUGGUGGGGCAGAAUUUUGGUGCCUUUCAGUUCAUGACUUGCAAUACUGAAUAGGACUAAUAGAAAUGUAUAUUUGUUCAUGCAGUUACAAUUUAAUUAUUGACUUUUGGAUAUUCUUCAAUGAGAAAUAUAUAAUCUGUGUUUGUUUUAGAUGAGAUGAAUAAAGAAUGCUGGGG
Messenger RNA from Carassius auratus (goldfish), 1464 nucleotides. RefSeq names its product NDUFA4 mitochondrial complex associated like 2a (gene ndufa4l2a). Lineage: Eukaryota; Metazoa; Chordata; Actinopteri; Cypriniformes; Cyprinidae. The coding region runs from base 74 to 319 and encodes 81 amino acids. Gene Ontology annotation, cellular component: respiratory chain complex IV. The record is from RefSeq and is a predicted model, not a curated record. The transcript has 4 exons.